UUUUCAUACAGACUUGAGCCACAACCGGAAUCUUAUCUGAUACGCUUGAGCGACAACCGCUGGUUGUUAUCUAGUGUGUCUGAAUUUAAAUCGAAAGAAAAAAAUACAAUUUAUUGCUUGGCGAUCCAACGAUUGGAACACCGUGGCAUCGGUCAGCACUCGGCAGAAUAAAUAGAUAAGACAGAUUGAAGUGUUAAUUCAGUUACGCUGUGGACCUCAUCUGUAGAUGAUGAUCGGAAGAGAAGUUGCAAUGAAGCACAAUUGGUUGAAGGUGAUUUGCGUUUUUGGUGCCUUUUUGCUUCCCAAGGCAACGCCGGUGGACGGUAGUCGAAUAUUAUGCAUUUAUCCCAGCCCGGGCCGGUCGCAUGUGAUAGUUGGACAGGCGCUGCUGAAAGGCCUCGCCGAACGUGGCCAUCAGGUCACAAUGGUUAGCCCUUUCAAGCUUUCGAAACCGGUUAAGAACUAUCGGGAAGUCGUUGUUCCGGUGGAUGAUUACGUCAGCAAAAUGACAAAAAGUUUUCUCGAGAAACCACCAAACAUGCUGACAGCGUUUCCAAACAUGAUGCAGAAAAUGCUAGCAGUUGCCAAUGAUACGGUUAAUUAUCCCGCUUUUGUGGAACUAAAAAAGGAGAAAUUCGAUCUGGUGAUUGUGGGACUGUUCAUGGCAGAUUUUGUUUUAGGUUAUGGUACCUAUUUCGGAGCUCCGACUGUGGUUCUGUGGACUGGCGGCAAUACUAAAUUCACGUCGGAUCUCGUAGGAAACCCAAGGGCGAUUGAAAGUGCCGCCAACAUGUUGCUUGGGCCACAAGAUGUCACUAAAUUCACUUCUCGACUGAAAAGUUUUCUGAUCGCAAGUGUCGAGAAUGUGUUCACUGCUUAUGGUAUGUAUAAACAAAAGCCAUACUACGAUUGGAAUUUUCCGUCCGAUCGCUAUCCUAGUUACGCGGAGGUCCGAAGGAAUGUUUCGUUGGUUUUGUUGAAUACGCAUUUCUCCCAUGGAGGUGCCAGGCCGUAUCUGCAGAAUAUGGUCGAAGUUGGUGGGUUGCAGAUCAAACCAAAACCGGAUCCUCUUCCGAAGGAUAUUCAGGAGUGGCUGGAUGGAGCGGGCGAGCAUGGUGCUAUCUACUUUUGUUUGGGAUCGAAUCUAAAAUCAGCCGAUCUGCCAGUGGAGAAAAUGGAAAUUUUUGUAAAAAGUUUAGGAAAACUGAAGCAGCGCAUCCUGUGGAAGUGGGAAACGGACAGUUUUCCCGGUCAGCCAGCUAAUGUUAUGGCGAAAAAAUGGUUACCACAGGACGAUGUCCUUGCGCACAAGAACGUUGUUUUGUUCAUUGCUCACGGUGGACUGGGAGGAAUUGCCGAAGCUCGGUAUCAUGGAGUUCCGAUUCUGGGAAUUCCAAUCUUUGCGGAACAGGCAGGAAAUAUGCGCACCGUGCAACAGGAAGGUUGGGGACUGGAGGUGGAUUACAUGAAUCUUAAUGCGGUAACGUUUGAAGGAAUGGUAAAAGACGUUCUAACGAAUCCGGUUUAUCGCCAGAAGGCUAAGCAAAUUUCGGCUGUCUAUCGGGAUCGUCCCCAAACGGCGAUGGAGACGGCCUGCUACUGGAUCGAGUACGUAAUCCGACACCGAGGAGCCACUCAUAUGCACUACCAGGGAGCGGAUCUAAGCUUUAUCCAAAUGCUGAUGCUGGAUGUGAUAGCAGUGAUAGGACUGGUGCUGUUUUUGAUUUUUAAAAUCUUAGCGUUUGUAGGGAAACGAGCAGUAAGGCUCAUUUGUGGAGGACGAAAGAAGCAAAAGGUUCAUUAGGUAAAAACUGUAAAAUUAACAAUGUAAUGGAAAAAAUAUGUUCAUCAAGAACCAGACUUAACUUUCGAAAAUAAUGCUCAAUCAUUUAGCACAGCGUGCAAACUCAUUCCUUCGUUCUAUCUUAUCAGGUGUCUCUCGUUAUCGGUUUGAUAAAGCACAUCGUAGAGUAACAUAGGGAAA
Sabethes cyaneus is the source of this 1984-nucleotide messenger RNA. Its product is annotated as UDP-glycosyltransferase UGT5-like. Gene Ontology annotation, molecular function: UDP-glycosyltransferase activity. The coding region runs from base 227 to 1804 and encodes 525 amino acids. Lineage: Eukaryota; Metazoa; Arthropoda; Insecta; Diptera; Culicidae. The transcript has 2 exons. The record is from RefSeq and is a predicted model, not a curated record.